Saccoglossus kowalevskii is the source of this 3224-nucleotide messenger RNA. Its product is annotated as cytidine monophosphate-N-acetylneuraminic acid hydroxylase. The record is from RefSeq and is a predicted model, not a curated record. NCBI's taxonomy places the organism in Eukaryota, Metazoa, Hemichordata, Enteropneusta, Harrimaniidae. Gene Ontology annotation, cellular component: cytoplasm. Gene Ontology annotation, molecular function: 2 iron, 2 sulfur cluster binding; CMP-N-acetylneuraminate monooxygenase activity. Gene Ontology annotation, biological process: CMP-N-acetylneuraminate metabolic process.
CGACAAGCAGAUGGUUAAUAGCAAAAGUGAUUCAUAGAAUACAACAAUGGAGGUUAUUCUUUACAUGGAGUGACCGACAGUGAACGCCCCAAAGUGAACAAUGCAGCAAGAGGCUAUCACAGUCCUUAGACUUACUCAAAAAGAAACCGAAGAUCUUAAAGUAGGAGUAAAUCUUGUCAAUGGACCCUCCGACAAAAAAUUUGCUAUCUACAGACCAGCGGAGUUGACUGAUGGAGAGGAAGGAGAGAAUAUAGGAAUACGAGCCUGCAUGAAUAUAUGCAAACAUCAAGGCGGCACCUUCAUAAAAGACAUCGAAGAUCUGGAUUCAAGUGUGCUGAGAUGCACUAAACAUGGAUGGAGACUGGACUGCCAAACAAUGCAGUACGUCAAUCCUCCAAAUAGCUUCAGACAAGAGGAAUUAAUUCCAGAAUUCGGAGAAGAUGGUGGCUUGAAAUUGGUGGAGUUAAGACCACCACAACCAUGGCAACAAGACCCACGAAAUGCACUUGAAAUAAAACCCGGCGAGGUAGAAGUGACGUAUUUUUCACAUGCGUGCGUUGAGAUGAAACUCGGCGAGGUGCGAAUGUUCACUGAUCCCUGGCUGACAGGUCCGGCGUUUGCACGUGGGUGGUGGUUGCUGCACGAGCCACCAUGUGAUUGGCUAGAUCGGUUAGCGUCGACUGAUUUCAUCUACAUCAGUCAUCUUCAUUCAGAUCACCUAAGUUACCCUACCCUUGAACAACUAUACAAGAGGAACCCGGAUGUGCCAAUAUAUGUGGGGGAUGUGUCCACACCAGUGUUCAGCAAAAUGGAGGAACAUGGUGUCAAAAUGAACAACAUUACAGUACUGGAAUUCGGUGUAUGGAAGGAGAUAAAUGCUGAUCUACGUUUCAUGAUUUUAAUGGACGGUGUUCACCCAGAGCUUGAUACAUGUCUCCUCAUCGACUAUAAAGGCCAUUUUAUUUUAGACACCGUGGACUGUACGAACCCUAAUGGAGGUAGACUACCACAUAAUGUUGACGUUAUGAUGUCAGACUUUGCGGGCGGAGCUGCCGGAUUUCCGAUGACCUUUCAUGGCGGUAAAUACACAGAGGACUGGAAAAGAAAUUUCAUCAAGUCAGAACGAAGAAAAUUAUUGUAUUACAAAACUCAAGUCGUUCGUAAAGUGAACCCUGUUGUUUACUUUCCCUUUGCUGGCUAUUUCGUUGAAGCUCACCCUUCAGAUAAGUAUAUCAAGGAUACGAAUGCCAAGAUUAGCCCGAAUGCACUGAAUGAUCUAAUCAACAAGCAUUCACCGGAUAUCAAAACAUGGACUCCGUUACCAGGAUCUAUGUUUGACCUUGGAAAAAUCCUCAAGGACAAGGACGACAUAACAGCCUUCAGAGAUCCUCCCCCUGGAACCAAAAUAUUGAAAGAUGAUUGGGAUUUUGACAAAUAUCUGGACGCCAUUGAUGCAAGCAUUUAUAAUGAAAUAUUUGCCUAUCCUGAAUGGGUGGAAUUCUAUUAUAAGUGGUGCCAAUUUAAAAAUUACAAUCUCGUUGUCAAGAUGAUUGAGACGGAUGACAAUUUCCAGCCGAUAGAGGGCGCAUAUACAUAUAUGGUCGACUUCGUUGGUGAAGUACCAACAUUCCCGAGUGAACGGCCUGACAGAACACACAAUUAUCUUGAAAUUCGCAAUAGGAUUGGGGUACAUAGGCAGACCAUGUUGACUGGGAUGUUCUGGGAUGAUUUGUACAUUGGUUUUAAUAACAGAAUCACGCGUGAUCCUGACACGUUCCAUUACCAGUUUUGGAAUUACAUGCAGGUUCUUUUGCCACAAGAACCCCCGAAAUGGGAAGAAUUCCUUGAAGAACAACGAGCUAAAGGAGCACGGGGGAGAAGCGUAUGGGCGCCAUCUAAUAAGGCUCUUAUCAAAGGGACCACCCGCGUGCCGCAGUCUUACUCGUCAAUACUUUGCACCGCGGCACUUUCUAUGGCCGUUGGUGUCGCUGCUGCCGUUGCUUUGCGAAUACUUGUCCGCAGUCGGUGAAGAACUCGAAACUGGACCAACGUAGGCCGUGUAGACUGACCUGAAACCAAUAUAACCACGAGGACGAUCACGAACACUCUUCGUGUUCAUAUAUUCUAUUAAACUAUUAUGCUGCAUAUUUAAUUCUGUCGUUUACAACAGGAUAUUUACACGUAUAUUUAUAUAUACCGGUAUAUAUAUCCGCCCACAACUCUGGUCACCUAGCUUAAAGCUUCUAUCUCAGACGGUGAAACCACAGUCAGCUGGCCGGGGUAUUUGAAACCGAAAUUGUCAUCUAAGCGUUAGGCCGUCGCUGAUUGACUGCUGAGCUGGAAUGCCAAUUUUUAGUUUUAAAUACCCCAUAAAAGUGUUCUAGGUUCUUCGCGUAAUUAGGUGGUCGUAUGCAUGGGAUUUUUCCACACAAACACGACGAAUUAGGCCGAAUUUUGUUAUCGGUUGGCUUAAUAUAACCCCAACGGACUGUAUUUUUGUGAAAGAUUGGUAUUUUUGUCGUGAUUUGUAGGAAUCUGAAAAACGCGUUUCACAACUUGUCUCUUAGUUUUAUGCGUCAUUCAAGAUGGCGGCCCCCAUAUAGUAAAUAUCGUAUUUAUUUUAUUAUCACGUGUGCGCCAGCUGACUGUGGGUGAAACCACCAAAAAAAGCGUGUGUUAACCUUUUGUACUGUAAUAUGUUGCUGUGGGGAAAGUGACACCGCUGAAUAAGAAUGUCGCUACCUCGAAACAGCACGCCCUGUUAACCAGACGCUCGACUGCUACAACUUGGCGUGUUGUCUGUAGUGUACUUCUUGUAGAUGACGUGAUGGCGCUUAGAAGAUGUACUGUAUAUGCCAUGUUAUAUUUAUAUGAUCCACAGAAGCAUAUUCUAAUUUUUGUUUACAUGCUGGGAUAGUAGUUACAUGUGCUUGGUUGGUUAGUUGUUGGAUAGAUAUCGUAGUUGUUUACUCUGAACAUGCACCAAGAUAGAUCCAUUGCUCUAGGGUAUCGGGGUGCACGUGGGUACGUAUAGGGGUACACGUGGGUACGCAUAGGGGUACACGUGGGUACGUAUAGGAGUGAAGUAGUUUUCUUGGUCUACAAUACAUUACUACUCGAAUGUGUGUGAUUUGUGCUGACGCUUGUCCCGUGUGACUUUCGUGUUUUGUUUUCUUUUAUAGUUAUUUUUUUUUUCACUAAAUAAAAUAAAUCUUCUGGACUAA